GCCACGGGGAGGGGGGGACAGCAGCAGCGCGAGGAGCGGAUCGGGCUGAGCCACAGCUACGGGAGGCGCGACGCGGUAGAGACGAGAUAAGACGACGAGGAGGAGCAGGAGGGAGAGACGAGGUGGAGUGACUGAGAGGAGAUUCCGCCGACGAGGAGGAGGAGGGAGGCGGCGGCGGGAUGUACCGCGCGCUGUACGACUUUCGCUCGGCCGAGGCGAACUCGCUCGCGUUCGCGGCGGGCGAGGCGUUCGUGAUCCUGGAACGCAGCAACCAGUACUGGUGGCUGGCGAGCAAGAGCAGCGGCGACGUGGGAUACGUGCCCGUCACCUACAUCCGCAGGGACGAGACCGAGAACAAGGAUGCGGUCAUCCUGUCCAUUGACCGCGCCAUCGAGGCGAUCCACAACAUUGCCAUGGAGCACAGCGGGAAGUACACGCUCGAGCAGAGGGAGGUGCUGCAGAAGCUGAUCCACCACCGCAAGGAGACGCUCGCCAAGCAGGGCCAGGCCCGCGCGUCCCAGCGGCCGACCAUCCUGACCCCGGCGUCGAGCGAGCACAAGCUGGCCGAGCGAGGGAGCGCACGGGGCUCCGACAGCGGGGGCGGCGGGGCAGGCCCAGGGACCCCCUCCGCCGCCGGGUCCCUGGAGGACGACGAACUCAGCCCCUACCAGGUGCCGCCCCAGCCACGCCGCGCGGCCCCGGUCGUCCCGGCCCAGCCCGAGAAGACGCGCAGCUACCCGCUCGAGAAGCUCACGGACACCAAUCAGAACGGUGGAGUGGCUCGAAAAUCCCAGAAAUCGCAUCCCGCGCCCGCCCCUCCCCCCAGCCCCUCCCGCUCAUCCGCUGCCUCAUCCGCAUCGCCCGCCCCAUCUCCCUGUGCCACCGCAUCCAUUUGCUCGAGCAGUGACGUCAUCUCGAGGGACGCUGCGGACGAGGUGGCUAGGGGCAGAGGAGAACGGGUGGCGCCCGCGUUGGCGCCCGCGCUUAGCGACGGUUCUCGGUGGACCGCGGGGGGGAGCGGCGGUGGCGGUACCGGGCCCGAGCGGCCAUCGGCCGGCGCUCACGCCGUGGUCUCGUUCUCGGUGGGCGGCGAGGCCGUAGAGCGGCGCCUUCCGUCGCCACCGCUCAGAAACUCCGAGUCGCUCCAGGGCGGCCCGGCUAUCCCGGAAGCGCCGACGGAACCGCGCCCGGUCCCGGCGCGGAACGCGGCGGCCUCGCCACCGGUGGGGGACAUUUGGCCCACGCUCUCGGCCUUCGGCGAUUCCUCCUCCUCUUCCCCCCCCUCAUCCUCCUCCUCCGCCCGUGCGGCACCUUCCGGACUGCCUCUCUCGCUGGCGUCGCAGCGGGACUCGCCCAGACCGCCGCCGGCACCUUCAGAGGCGCGGCGUGACAACUCGCGGCUCUUCCCGGGCGUGGCGAGCGCAGGAAACGGCGCCCACCGCGGGCCGGCGGGUUUGCUGGCGGGGCUGGAGACGCGCGAGGCCCCGCCGCCUCCGCUGCCGGCACGGGUGACCGCCGCCGGCGCGGGAGUCUCGAGCUCCACCGGGAGGCGGCCGCACUGGAACCCGCCAAACUUCACGCAGUUAGUUCAGAAGCUGCUGUCGCCCGAGCGCCGGAAAAGGGCAGCCUGCGACGACACACAGGGCAGCUCCCUCGCUGGCUCGUCCAUCGCCCCCCCCUCCACACGCAAUGCCUCCGGCUUCUUCCCCUCGAUCUUCGCCGCCUCCACGGCCGGUGCCCCCGCCUCUCGUGCUCGCUCUCGUGACCGCUCCUUCUCUCUCCCUUCCGACGAUGACGACGGCGCCGCCGCCACUGCCACCGUCGCCGCCUCCCCGCGGCGGGAACCGGAGCGGGCGUCGCAGCGCCACAACGGCACGCUGUUCAGCGAAAUAGCCGGCAGGGACUUCCCGCGCGUGCACGCCAAGGAUGUGCAGAGCUACAAGGCGGCCGAGAGCGACAGCUCCGACGCGUCCGGCCACUCUACCGGGUCGAACUCGUCUCGCGAUGGCAACGAGAAGGUGCCGGCCGACAGCCGGUCGGACGAGAACUCGUGUGGCGACGACGACGACGACGAUGACGGUGGUGGCACCGCCGGUACCGCCGGUGCCGCCGCUCCCGAGCCCACGCCGGAAAACAUGGACGCGGCCGUGGGCCCUGCGGGCGGUGGCAGAGGUGGCGACGCCACGGUGGAGCGGCUGGGCCCCGGUUCGCCGCUCGCUCAGCGCGCAACGCCGGAGGUGGCGGCGGCGAACGGCGCCGAGUCCCCGUUGAGACGGAGAGACGCGCUGCUCCGGCGCCUCGACUCGCCGCUUAAGCGUUCGGAGUCGCUCUUUGACCGCUUGGAUUCGCCGGUCCGGUCGUGCGGUUCCCCCGUGCGCUGCUCCGACUCCCCCGUGCGCUGCGCCGACUCCCCCGUGCGCUUCACCGACUCCCCCGCACGCUGCCACGGUUCCCCCGCUCACCGCCCCGGAGGCUCUCAGGCCCAGCGCCCCGCCUUCCCGGCACAGGCCACCAGCGGCGCCGGAUCCCCGCUGCGCCGCCGCGUGGAGUCCCCCGGUCAGACGACGCCCGCAGCCUCCCCGCCCGUACGCGGUGACACGUCGGUCAACGGCGCGAGCGAGCCGCCGUUGAGAUCCCCCCCCCCGUCCUCCCCGCCAUCGCAGGAGGUAGCACGAGCGCAGGUAGGGCGGCGGUCGCCGGAGCGGGCGGAGCCCUCCGUGGCGCCGUCGAAUAACGGUCGGGCACGGCUGAGCUCCGUGUCGCCCCCCUCGCCGGCAGCGGAGGACGGCGGCGGCGGAGGAGGAGGCAGCACCGGCGCGGUUCCCCGCACCAUGGGCGUGGAGCUGACGGAGCUGGUGCGGCGCAACACGGGGCUGAGCUACGAGCUGUCGCGCGUCGCCAUCGGCACCGUGGUCGGGCACAUCCGCGACACGCUGCCCGACACCGCCGACAUCAUGGAGGACAUCCUCCUGUCGCUGCUCACACAGCAGGCGGAGGAGGAAGAGGAGGAGAAGGCGCCCAGCGAGGCGGACCUGCAGGAGCUGCCGGAGGGGCUGGAGUGUCAGGACGUGACUCGGCUCAACGUGAUCUUCACGGACCUUGCGCGGCACAAGGACGACGCCCAGCAGCGCAGCUGGGCUCUCCACGAGGACGAGGCCGUGAUCUCGAGCUACCUGCAGGAGCUGCUCUCCAUCCUGACGGACGCCAACCCGGACGUGAGCCGCCGCAUGUGCAAGAGGGAUGACUGUGAGCCGGUGCUGUCGCUCGUCAGCUACUACCAGAUGGAGCACCGCGUGUCGCUGCGGCUGCUGCUGCUCAAGGUGUUUGGCGCUAUGUGCAGCCUCGACGCCAACAUCAUCUCGGCGCUGCUCAACUCCGUGCUGCCCAUGGAGCUGGCGCGCGACAUGCAGACCGACACCAAAGAGCACCAGAAGCUGUGCUACUCCACGCUGCUGCUCACCAUGGUGUUCAGCAUGGGGGAGCCGCUGCCGUACCAUCACUACGAUCACCUGAACGAGAGCUUCAUGGGCUUCGUGCUGGACGUGACGGAGAACGGGCUGCCGUCCGACACGAGCGACCAGCUCCCCGACCUCAUGGUCAACCUGCUGCUGGCGUUCAACCUGCACUUCCAGGUUCCCUCCAGCAACGUCAUCAUGGAGACCCUGGCGCGAAGGCUGAACAUCAAGACCUUCAGCGAGAAGCUGCUUCUGCUGCUCAACAGAGGAGAGGACCCGGUGGACAUGUUUGAGCACGCGCCGCGACCGCCGCACUCGGUGCUCAAGUUCCUGCAGGACAUGUUCUGCGAGCGCGAGACGGCCGCCAUCUUCUACCACACGGACAUGCUCGUCAUGAUCGACAUCAUCGUGCGCCAGCUCUCCGACCUCUCCGCUGGCGACAAGAUGCGCAUGGAGUACCUGUCGCUGAUGCUGGCCAUCAUGCGCAGCACCGACUACGUGCAGCACUCGCACCGCGGCGGAGACCUGCGCGCCUGCUUCCGCCGCAUCGCCGCCGAGGAGGGCGGGGAGGGCGACCAGCACUGCCGCAUGGACCGCGACAUCGUGUGCCAGAUCUGCACCGAGUUUCCCGCCUUCGGCGAGAGCGCCUAACGCGCGCGGGAGCGGUGACGCACGCGUGGCAGCCGGAGGGCAGAGGAAACGGUUGGGUUUGGUGUGCGCCGAGGUGCGCCGACGCGUCGUCACGAGCCCAACGAGCGUUGCUGCCAGAUUGCGCUCGUGCAAGGUCAGCCGGGUCUUGCACACCUCCCCCUCCUCCCUCCGCUCCAAUCCACACUAAUCGCAGCUUCUUCACAUCGGCAGUGCCAUCGCUCCUCAUCGAGGAACCUCCCUUUGAAAUAACCAAAUCCUUCUUAGCAGCGUCUGUGUAGUCACCCCACUGCAUUCCCACUCAGCAGAAGCCUCCACCGCAGAAAAACUAAUUAAAACAUAUCCUGGGAUUCUCACGGCUGUAGGGGAGCGCCCACACCCCCCCCCCCAACCUUCCACCGUGCAUUCCUAGCAGUCGUCUCAGGGGCACCGGGCCAGGGUCUCCCUUCUGGCUGUGGGGCAGUGUAAAGUUCGCUGUAGUCCAUGGGCCACAGCAGAAACCGGUACCGGCCAAGGUAGCAGAACCCUCAAGUCGGACGGCUUUAUUCACGUGGGCCAGAUAGCGUGAACAACUUGAUAACAACUUGAUAACCCCCACUCAUUUCAAACGGCUAGCGCAUUAUUCACCAGUAUUGGCUGCAUGGAAAACUUGGAACCGCUAAAGCUGUGCUACCUCGGGUGGUGCCGACGAGUGUCGUAUCUACUCCAGGCUCGUGGGGGCAGUGAGGUGGUGCGAGCGCCGCGGCUCCUCGUGCUGCUUGGUGAGUGAGCGGGCAGCAUCGAUUCAGACGGACGGUGUCAACAAACCCCCCCUGCGCUCGGUACCGUUGGGGUACGUUCGCCUAAAAGUAUUUUGAGCUGUGUGCACUUUCGUUUCGUACCGGGCCGGUCAGUGUUCAGACCAACUGACCUUGGCCGGUAACAAAACCCUCUGUAAAAAAAAAAAAAUAUAUCAUCACGCCCUCCGCCCCUAGUGCUGCGUCAUGUUCCCGCACGUGCGUGUAACGCGCCGCACGUCCCGCUGCCAGGCGAACGGCGAGCGUCCCUCACGCCUGUCGCCGACGCAGAGCCGUGCGAACGUCUAACCGAUGUCGUCGAGGCCAAAACCUCACGGCUUGCGCCACUCUUUGAGCUGCAGCUGUGUCGACGGCGGCCGCCGUUGUUACCCCCCCCCCCCCCCCAGCACGAAGACCCCCUGGCGCCCAGCCGCGUUCCCUGUGCAGGAGGUGUCUGCGCCGCCCUGCGCAAAGCGAUUUUUAUUUGGGAAGGAUUGGCACCUGCACGCGAAGUGAGCUGCUCGCCCACCGUGCGGAGUGCGUUGGCUGUGCCAAAACGGUCUUGAAAAAUACUGCCGCAGGCCAAAUGUGUUUGGGGUUUACGGGCCGACUGGGUGGGACGGUAGCCAUGCAUGGGGGAGUAAAGGCGACUGAGGGUUAGGGUUCCCGUUUGGCUGCGGCACUGUGCUUCAGAGCGACGGUGACGAGCGCCACAACUCCCGCGUGGGCCUCAUGGGGAAUGGGAUUCCCCUGAGGAUGCGGUAUUUUCACUUCCUGUUUAUGUACAUAGAGUCCCAGCGCUGCACGACUCCGUGCCAAACAGAGCGCGUUGCAUGCUGCAUGCAGUGUCCGUUCCUCCUCCCCCCUCGUGGCGUGAUAGACAUUGAGGCCAAGUGCAUCCCUCGACUUCGCAGCAACGCUUGCUUGGCACAGCGGUUUUGCGCAAAAACUGAGCGAUAACAUUUAAAACCGUACCACUACACACGAGCACCGUUGUGCCAAAUGUUCAGGAUGCUUUGUUGAAAAAUGCAAAGACGAUCGCAAGAGUGUAUAUGUUCUGUAAUGAAAAUAAACAGUUGGCUUUAAA
Molecule: messenger RNA, 5966 nt
Organism: Petromyzon marinus (sea lamprey)
Lineage: Eukaryota; Metazoa; Chordata; Hyperoartia; Petromyzontiformes; Petromyzontidae
Gene: NCKIPSD
Product: NCK interacting protein with SH3 domain
Biological process (GO): endocytosis
Molecular function (GO): Arp2/3 complex binding; protein binding
Source: RefSeq, a predicted model, not a curated record